AUGCAGGAGGCGGCACAGCGCAUCAAGAAGGUAGCCACCGCUUCUGGUGAUGCGCUGAAGGCGGCCGGCGGCGUGGUAUCGCGGGCCCCCGGUGCCCUGUACCAAGUGUUGCCCACCUCCGCCAAGCAGCUGGUGAAUGCGGCGCAGACCCCAGGCGCAGUGAACCGCGUGAUCAGCCUGCAGCUCACCGCCUUCUGGCAGAACCACAGCAAGGCUAUCGUCGGCCUGGGGGCGGCCACGCUGUGCUACGCCCUGUGGCGCACGCUGUACCGCACCAGCCAGCUGUUUGUGGACCUGAGCGAGACCAUGGCCACCAUGGGCCUGUUCUCGCUGGCCGCCUCCGCCGUCGCCUUUGGCUACCUGUACCUGCGUCGGCGGUACACCAUCGACCCGCAGGCAGCGUACCGCCUGGCCAUGUACCGCCUCAACACCCACCCGGGCCUGCUGGAGGUGAUGGGCGCCCCGCUGGUGGGCAGCCCUGUGCAGGCCAGCGUGCUCACCGGCGGCGGCAUCAAAUUCAAGGGGCUGCGCCCGCGGCUGCGCAGCAAGCGCAUCCAGAUGAUCUUCCCGCUCAAGGGCUCCGAGCGCCGCGGUCUGGCGUCCCUCGAGGCCAAGAAGCGGCACGGCCAGCUGCGCUUUGUGCUGCUGGCUGUGGACGUGCCCAGCGUGGCGGGCGGCGAGCAGCGCAUCUUCCUGCAGGGAGGGCCCGCGCUGUACGACCGCGGCGGUGUGCUGGACGUGCUGCGCGACCCCUUCAUCAGGGCGCUGUCCAUGGAGGAUGUGUUCAUGGCUGAGGACGAGGCGGAGGACACGCAGGAGGAGCGGGAGCGGGAGGCGGCGGCGGCGUCUCGCCACGCGGCGGCCGCCGCCAAGCAGCCCAAGCCUCUGGACCAGGGCGGCGGCCUGUACUUUUAUGAGGCGGCGAUGAUCCGGGCCAAGCAGGCCUGGUCCAAGCUCGCUGGCAGGCAGCAGCAGGCACCAGCGACAGCAGCGGGGGACAAGGCAGUGAAGGUAGAACCCACGCCCGCGGCACGCGCAGCUUGA
This is a messenger RNA of Chlorella variabilis, 1044 nucleotides long. RefSeq lists its product as hypothetical. The transcript is spliced from 7 exons. The record is from RefSeq and is a predicted model, not a curated record. The coding region runs from base 1 to 1044 and encodes 347 amino acids. Lineage: Eukaryota; Viridiplantae; Chlorophyta; Trebouxiophyceae; Chlorellales; Chlorellaceae.